Ectocarpus siliculosus is the source of this 2034-nucleotide messenger RNA. Lineage: Eukaryota; Phaeophyceae; Ectocarpales; Ectocarpaceae. The record is from the annotation of a GenBank genome assembly.
AUGACGGUGACGGUCAUCGGCGGCGCCUCCGGCGGCAUUAGCUCCCUCCUCGUCAACCAGCGGCUGUGCGGGUACUGGGACACCGGGAGCGCCUUGAACGGCAUUCUAGCCGGUCUCGUGUCCGUUACCGCGGGCGCGGCGACCUACGAGCCCGAGGGGGCCUUCGUCGUGGGUCUCAUUGGCGGGGUGCUGUACCUCUUCGCGUCCGCCUUGCUGCUCAAGUUUCACCUGGACGAUGUCGUAAACGCGGUCCCAGUGCACCUCUUCGGAGGCAUGUGGGGCCUCGUUGCGGCUGGCUUCUUCGCGUCAAAGUUCGGCUACGCGGCGGCCUAUUCCGAGGACAGGUCGGGCACGUGCGCCGGCAUUCUGUACGGCGGCAACGGCAGCUCUCUCGGUGCUAGCAUCGUGUUCUUGAUGGCCGUGGUGGCCUGGGUGGGCUUCCUGACCCUCUUGCUCUUCGUGGUGACGAAGCUGACCAUAGGCAUUCGCAUCAGCAAGGAACAGGAGAUGGCCGGAAUGGACGUCUCCAAGCACGGCGGACAAACGUAUCCUGAACUUCAACCCGGUUUACGGGGCCCAGACACACCCGUUCUGUCGGUCGGGUAAGUUGACUCAUCGGUCGGGGAUUGGGGACGGGGGGACUUAAGAUGUUCGUCCGUCCGAUCGCAAGGUUUCGUUUUCUUUGGUUUGGGGGAUGGAGUGUGGUGUUUGGACGUUUACGCAGGGCCAUGUUGUUCUACUAGUGCUACCUCUUGUAGGAAAGAAAUCCGCCCUGCGCGGACGCCCCGGGCACUUCCGUCUGCUGCGGUGCACCGUGCUUUUGUAUGUGGUGGGAUUAUCGGCGAGAGCACAGCCAUGCCGUCCUUGUGCGGUGCGCUGUUUUUUCGUUCCGGUGGUGUUGCAAAGCCAUAAACUUGUCGGCAAACAACGCGGUCCGUUCAUCUCUAAAGCGGAAUAAUCUUGUUUUCUGUUGUCGAAAUCUCACAGCCUUCAAGGAAUCCAUUAAUAAGGACUGUUGUUAUUAUUCUUCCUUGACGUUUGUCGGCAUGCCUCCAUCGUGUCCGCGGGCGCCGAACGAGCAGGGCGGGCGAACUGUAAUGGAGAAAUGGCCACCCGCCGUUCCUCGCGGAGGAAACAACAAGAAAUAAGUAAACAAAGGAAAAACGGAAGCGCGCUCUGGACGCUUCUUGCUUGGCCGUGGGUGCGCGAGAGACAAGGGCAACUUUUGGCAAGAGGCGCGGCGGUGUCUCUCUCUCGAGAAAACAACGGCAGUUGCUUUCCAACUCUUUCGCGUUUCUUUGUUUUUGGUCUGGUUGCUGUUGCGGUUGUGCAUAGAUUAUAGAUAGCUCUACUCAUUGCGUGGUAGUUGUUGUUGUUAUCGACGUUGUGGUCGUUGAGGUGGUGAUUGUGGAGUUCUGUGAAUGUUGUCGGUGCUGUUGUCUUGGCUAUCAGUGUUGUGCGUACUGAUAUUUUGGUUGGUGUGAUUGUGUACACUUCAAAUGCGCAUCAAAAGUUGCAGCGAUGUAAGGGUGUACGGUAGUGUCCGAUCUCCUCGGGGCUGGCCGGCUGUCCUCACGUUGGUUUUGGUGUGAUUUUGAAUCAUCGCCCUCAUGACGAACCCCUAGAAGCUUAGCAGGAGUGAAUGGGAUGUAUUGAAUGAUGAAACUCGAUUCUGUUGGUUGAUGCAAUCAUGGGGACGGACUAGAAUUUUCAACACCGUUUUUCGGCGGGGGGAGGUUCCAGACACUGCAGGAUGGGAUUUUUUAUGGAUCGCGGGUGUGCCGAAGCUCAGCGUCUUGAUUUGUUUUGUGGCGUCCUCUUGAAGAAGUGUAGCCCCAUGGUAAGCCUGUCAAGCGCUUUAUUACCACAGUAGCUUGGUCGAUACUAUUUCAGGAGAAUGGCGGCCGUCUCCCUACCGGGGGACCUACUGUACGUGGGGGAGAUGCCGGGAUUUCACCACAUAUCGGCUCGAUGGGAGGGGGUGAGAGGUGGCAUGAGGCUCAAGCGGCCAAGGUUUGUAAAGAACACACGCCG